GCAGAGCACUGGCCUUCGUGAUCAUCAGGUAGUUCAUACAGGAGAAAAGCCUUUUCAGUGCAGUGAAUGUGGGAAAUCUUUUACCCGUAGCACUGCACCUUCGUUUUCAUCAGAGAGUUCAUACAGGAGAAAUGCCUUAUAAAUGCACUGUAUGUGGGAAAUCUUUUAAAACGAGCAAUGGUCUCCAGUAUCAUCAGAGAGUACACACUGGAGAAAAGCCUUAUCAAUGCAGUGAAUGUGGAAAAUCUUUUACCUCUAAGACCAUCCUUUGUCAACAUCAGAGAAUUCAUUCGGGAGAAAAGCCUUACAAAUGCAGUGAAUGUGGGAAGUCUUUUAUCCAGAGCACUGAACUUCGUUAUCAUCACAGACUUCAUACAGGAGAAAAGCCUUAUAAAUGCAGAGAAUGUGGGAAAUCUUUUACCCAUAGCUCCACUCUUUAUUAUCAUCACAGACUUCAUACAGGGGAAAAGCCUCAUAAAUGCAGUGAAUGUGGAAAAUCUUUUACACGUAGCAGUUCUCUCCAAUAUCAUCAGAGUGUUCACACUGGAGAAAAGCCUUAUAAAUGCAGUGAAUGUGGGAAAUCUUUUUUCGCUAAGACCGACCUUCAUCAUCAUCAGAGAGUUCAUACUGGAGAAAAGCCUUAUAAAUGCAGUGAAUGUGGAAAAUCAUUUAAAAGUAGAAAAGGACUCCAAUAUCAUCAGAGAGUUCACACUGGAGAAAAGCCUUAUCAAUGCAGUGAAUGUCAAAAAUCUUUUACCACUAAGACCGUCCUUCAUCGUCAUCAGAGAGUUCAUACGGGAGAAAAACCUUAUAAAUGCAGUGAAUGUGGAAAAUCUUUUACAAGUUGCAAUGGUCUCCAAUAUCAUCGGAGUGUUCACACUGGGGAAAAGCCUUAUCAAUGUAGUGAAUGUGGGAAAUCUUUUACCCAGAGCACUGCCCUUCAUUAUCAUCAGAGACUUCAUACAGGAGAAAAGCCUUAUAAAUGCAGUGAAUGUGGAAAAUCUUUUACAAGGAGCAGUGGUCUUCAAUAUCAUCAGAGAGUUCACACUGGAGAAAAACAUGAGUGCAAUUAAUAUGAGGUAUCUCUCUGCCAAAUUUCUAAAUUCGCUCUGCACAUGAGUCCAAAUGUGAGAAAUUUCUUAGAUGUGUAGGAAAUGUAGUUUCUUAGUUAGGACUUAACAUUAGUACAAGAAAAUUUGUGAGUCCUCAUUUUUCUGAAUUUUAUCUGAUACAUUUAAUCACCUACAUUAUGUAAAGUUCCCAUAAGUGUUCUUGUUGUGUUUGUUUUUAUGUUGGAACACGGUGUAAUUAUGUUGCAUGUUCUAACAUACAGAGAUGUCCUGCCAGAUCUAUGUCACUGCAUAUUUCUGUUGUAGAAGGUAUUUCAUCUGAACCACCUAUAAGGUCCCUACAAAUGCCAUCAAUCACCAUCCUCAUGUGCCCGGGGAAGCUAACUCUGUUGUCUUUUUUGUUGAAGAAAAUGAGGAAUACCUGAGCCCAUUGUUCUUUCUUUUUUCCCUGUCAUGCAUUGCCACAUGGGACUCAUUACUGUUGGCCCCAGUAAACAUAAUAUUGCAGAGGGAAUGCUUUCCGUGCAGGCCAGUGAUCAAUUUAUUGAGUGCCUGAGUCAUCAGUGGAAGAACUGCCAGUCUCAUAUCUCUUUGGUUUGUACAAUAAUGAACGCUUUUCCCUAAGA
Myotis brandtii (Brandt's bat) is the source of this 1696-nucleotide messenger RNA. RefSeq names its product zinc finger protein 239-like. Gene Ontology annotation, biological process: regulation of transcription by RNA polymerase II; central nervous system development. The transcript has a single exon. Gene Ontology annotation, cellular component: nucleus. Bases 132 to 1073 code for a protein of 313 amino acids. NCBI's taxonomy places the organism in Eukaryota, Metazoa, Chordata, Mammalia, Chiroptera, Vespertilionidae. Gene Ontology annotation, molecular function: DNA-binding transcription factor activity, RNA polymerase II-specific; RNA polymerase II cis-regulatory region sequence-specific DNA binding. The record is from RefSeq and is a predicted model, not a curated record.